AUGCCUCCAAGAAAGAAGACCAGAAGCAACAACAUAACUUCCCAGGAUGGGCCAAGCCAUGCUGACUCAGAGUCAAGGCAACAUGCCUCUUCUAGAGAAGAAGAACGUGCAAGUGAGGGAACUUUUACCCUCACAGAUCUUGUUGCAGCCAUUCGUGCUAUGGGUGAGACCCAGAGGGAGAUGGCAGAGAUGAUAAAAGAACUCAAAAAUUUGGCUCCAAAGCCAAGUGAAGUGAAUGAGAAGCACCCACAGAAGGAAUCUGCUGCUGCCGGAAAGGAGUCUGAGCAGAAGGGACCAUCUUUUGUCACUCAGGAGGACGUUGUUGCCAUGCUGGAAAAGGAGCUGAGCCGAAGUCAGGAAGAUUGGAAGUAUCUUCCUCAGCCGCCGUAUCCGUCAAGCUUACUCCAGCAGCCAUAUCCUAAAGGCUAUGAAGCACUGACCUUUGUCCUCUUUGAUGGACGAAAGGGGAGCCCGAAGGAGCAUGUCAAUCGCUUCAUCGAUGCCUUGGGACCAUACGCUGGUGAUCAUAAUCUUCGACUUAGAGAAUUUUCAAAGAGUCUCACCGAUCGUGCUUACACAUGGUAUACAACGUUCUGUAAGAAGUAUUUUCAGCAUGAAGAACGAGUCACCACCACUCAACUCAACAACACUCGCCAAAAGCAUGGUGAGGAUCCCGUGGACUUUGUACGCAGGUUCCGGGACCUGGCAUUGGAUUGCUAUGAUGAGAAAGACAAUGAGGCGCUUGUUGAAAUUUGCAUCAGCAAUAUCGUGGCAGAUUAUAGAGUGUAUUUGGAGAAUAUUGGCAUUAGUCAAUUUUCUCGGCUGCUGGAAGCUGUGAGGAAGACGAGCAUGUCCGUCAAGCCACCAGGACAAAGGACUUGGAGGAAUGAGAAGAAGGAAGCGCAUCAGACAUUAGCAAUAGAUGACAAGCCAUCCAACGACUACAAUUCACGCAAACGAAAGGAUAGAGAGACGUAUCCACCACUACCAUGCAAAGAUGAAGAAUUUCAUGCUAUCCUUGACACAAUGAUUGCUGAUGGCGUAAUCAAACCUGUCAGACCCUACAAGGUUCCUACUCGAGAGGAAAAGAAUGAUCCUAGGUACUGCCGUUAUCAUCAAUUUGUGGGGCAUCCAACCACUGCCUGUCAGAGUCUGAGGAGGAUUUUACACGCCAAAAUACAUGAGGGAGUCCUUGAACUUCCCUUUAGGAAGCAAACGAUUGAUGAAGACCCCUUGCCAAAACGAAGGGGAAAGGAGGUAGCCGCUGUCAUUACAUGUUCUGAUGAUUUGCUUGAUGAUGAUGAAUUGUGCCACCCUUGGAGGAAUGACCCAAAGCCGCCGGAAGCCAUAUGGGAACCUUGCGGAAACAUGGAAAAGGCAUAUUGGUGUAAAUAUUCGAGGCCUUCAAGUUACAACACACCAUGGCCACUCGCUGAUGGAUGGGGGUGA
Prunus armeniaca (apricot) is the source of this 1449-nucleotide messenger RNA. NCBI's taxonomy places the organism in Eukaryota, Viridiplantae, Streptophyta, Magnoliopsida, Rosales, Rosaceae. The record is from the annotation of a GenBank genome assembly.